UAUUCUCUCCUUCAAGUCCGUCAGGUUAUGGCCCGCAUAUAAAUAUGUGCGUAUUUCUGAAGUAAAAGUGGGGAUUUUAUUAAAAACGUUGCGUUGCAGGGAGAAUACAAUUCUGACAGAUUUGUCAAACUAACUAGCUCGUUUUUGCUGCCAUUGGUUUCAAAUCGACAUCUUUUUAGUUCAUUGCACACUUUAACGUUAACUUAACUGUGCUGACGUAUAUGUGCAAUUCUCGUGGAGUAAAUUAGCGGGCUUUGUGGAACAAAACGAGGUCAGCGUCAAUUGACAGUUCUUAUUCGAGAAUACAGCUAGUUUGGUUUAGUAAAGACACAACGAUGGUGUUGCUAAAGAAUGUCUCCCCUCCCAGCGAAGGCGUUAGGCAUGAACAAGCCGAGACCACAGCAGUCUUGGACGGCAAGGGACUUGGAUCGGGCACCCUCUACGUCGCAGAAACUCGUUUAUCAUGGUUCGAUGGCUCUGGAAUGGGGUUUUCCCUCGAAUACCCUUCCAUCAGUCUCCAUGCCAUAUCAAGAGACCUGAGCGCCUACCCACAAGAGCACCUGUAUGUGAUGGUAAACUCGAAACUGAGCGAGGAAUCUGAAAUGCAAGAGAAAGACGAUGAGGAUAAUGAAGAUGAGGAUGAUGAUGAAGAGGACAAGAACAGCGAUGACGACUCGGGCCCGAUCACAGAGAUUCGCUUUGUGCCCAGCGAUAAGUCUGCAUUGGAACCCAUGUUCUCUGCCAUGUGCGAAUGCCAGGCCCUGCACCCCGACCCAGAGGAUGAAGACUCUGACGACGACUUUGAGGGCGACGAGUACGAUGUGGAGGAAGCUGAACAAAACCACGGGGACGUCCCCACCUUCUACACCUACGAGGAGGGCCUGUCCCACCUGACGGUGGAGGGCCAGGCCACGCUGAACCGGCUGGAGGGCAUGCUCGCCCAGUCCGUAGCGCAGCAGUACCACAUGGCCGGGGUCCGGACGGACGAGGCCUCCGCAGAAUUCGAAGAUGGAAUGGAGGUGGACUCUGAAUCGACGGUGGCUGGACAGUUUGAGGAUGCUGAUGUGGAGCACUGAUGGUGUAGAGUGGAGUCUUCAGCAGUUGAAAGCGGUUAUAGCAGGAUGGACAGAUUGGCAGUGGAUUCUCCCUCAGAUCUCAGCCAAGGCACUUGACCCCAGAACCUUCCCUGUUUAGAAUGCAUUGAACUAUCACCAGCUGAUUGUUCUGUUUGGGCUAAUGGACAGCAAGGCCCUUUGUCAUAUUGUGCUUAUUGGAGUAAUUAAUAUUACAUUUUGAUGUCAGUUUUUUUAUGGUCUAUUGGACAAACCUUUUUCCCCCUCAGUGAUAUGUCUUUGUAUGCAAACUCUUCAAUAAAAUAGUUUUUGUAUUA
Anguilla rostrata (American eel) is the source of this 1390-nucleotide messenger RNA. RefSeq names its product chloride channel, nucleotide-sensitive, 1A (gene clns1a). The record is from RefSeq and is a predicted model, not a curated record. Gene Ontology annotation, cellular component: methylosome; pICln-Sm protein complex; plasma membrane. The transcript is spliced from 7 exons. Gene Ontology annotation, biological process: spliceosomal snRNP assembly; chloride transport; cell volume homeostasis. Lineage: Eukaryota; Metazoa; Chordata; Actinopteri; Anguilliformes; Anguillidae. The coding region runs from base 336 to 1076 and encodes 246 amino acids.